AUGAGCAGAAACAGCUCCCCUUGGGACCAGCUACUUUUUCAGCCCCCUUUAUGCGAGGGCUGGAAGCAGAAUGUUGAGGGAGCAGCCUAUCACCUGGGCAAUUGCAUCCUCCUCCUAGGCUACAUGGGGGGAAGUGGGAUCUUUGGCUCCAUCUAUAUCUUCAGCCUUCUGGCCACUGGCUACAUCUGCUAUGCUCUGUGGGGCUGGCUGAAUGCCUGUGGACUAGACAUCUUCAUCUGGAAUAUGCUGCUGGUCAUGGCCUGCAUACUUCAGCUGGCUCACCUGAUAUACCGGCUCCACAAGCACACCUUCUUGGAAGAGUUUGACCUCCUCUACAAGACCCUCUGCCAGCCCUUGCAGGUGCCCUUUGAGGUCUACAAAGAGAUUGUGAAAUGCUGCGAAGAGAAGGUCCUGUCACUGGCCAGAGACCAGAACUAUGCUGUGGAGGGCAAGACGCCCAUCAACCGCCUGUCUCUGCUGCUCUCUGGCAGGGUCAGAGUGAGCCAGGAUGGACAGUUCCUGCACUAUGUCUUCCCCUACCAGUUCCUGGACUCCCCAGAGUGGGAGUCACUGCGACCUUCCGAGGAGGGAACGUUCCAGGUUACGUUGACAGCAGAGACGGACUGCAGUUAUAUCACCUGGCCAAGGAGGAAGCUCUACCUCCUCUUGGCAAAAGAUCGCUACAUCGCCCGCCUCUUCUCGGCCUUCCUCGGCUACGACAUCUCAGAGAAAUUGUACGCCCUCAACGAUAAGCUCUUCGCUAAGUUCGGCCUGCGCUUUGACAUCCGCUUACCCAGCCUCCACCACGUCCUGGGACCCGCCUCCUCAGAGGCUGAGGCCGAGAAGGAGCUGUAUGAGUGGGAGGAGCUGGCCGUGCCCCAUCGUCCGAUGCCUACCUUUGUCCAGACAGCUGCCUCAGCCCCUCCUCCUCCUCCUUCUGCCCACCCCAAGGCGCCCCGGCCUGACAGUGCCCUGCUGGGUGAGGACUCUACCAGUCUUGUGUUGGAAGAUUUUGCUGAGUUGUCAGGGUCUUUUAUGGACUAUGUAAGCGAAGGGGACCUUACCCGGAGUUACCCCUGUGCCCUCUUCAAAGGACGAGCCCCUCUGGCUCCCACCCAGACCCCAGAACUCUAG
This is a messenger RNA of Emys orbicularis (European pond turtle), 1134 nucleotides long. It is a transcript of the gene POPDC2, whose product is annotated as popeye domain containing 2. NCBI's taxonomy places the organism in Eukaryota, Metazoa, Chordata, Testudines, Emydidae. The transcript is spliced from 4 exons. The coding region runs from base 1 to 1134 and encodes 377 amino acids. Gene Ontology annotation, molecular function: cAMP binding. The record is from RefSeq and is a predicted model, not a curated record. Gene Ontology annotation, biological process: regulation of membrane potential; striated muscle cell differentiation; skeletal muscle tissue development. Gene Ontology annotation, cellular component: sarcolemma.